UGUUUUUUUCACGACCACCCCCCAGAAAGCAAGAAGGGAGAGAGAAGAGAUUUCACGCCAAAGCUUCGAUUUUUGUGGGCUUCGCCGUUAGAGAUUCAUUUCAGAUGCUACCAAGUGAGUCGCCGAUGCUAAUGGAUCUGUGAAAAGCAGCAGCACCUCAAGUGCGGAUUGAGAUUUUCCCGAGAAAAAAUAAAAGAACAAGAAAAUGGCUGCUGAGAAGACCGGCUCCAAAGGCCAAGCAUGGUUUUGCACGACUGGGUUGCCUAGCGACAUUGUAGUCGAAGUAGAUGACAUGACGUUCCAUCUCCACAAGUUCCCACUCAUGUCCAAAAGCAGAAGGCUCCACCAGUUGAUUACGGAGCAAGAGACAAACCCGACCACCACCCCCACCGCAACCCAAGCCCCUGCUGCCUCGGGCCGCCAUGAAGGAGGCUACGACGGGGAAGGCGAUGGAGACGAGAUAGAGGAAGUGCACUGCCACGUAACGCUCCAGGACUUCCCCGGCGGGUCCGAGACGUUCGAGAUGGCGGCCAAGUUCUGCUACGGCGUCAAGAUCGACCUCUCCGCCCUCAACGUCGCGCCCCUCCGCUGCGCCGGCGAGUUCCUCGAGAUGACCGAGGAAUACUCCGAGGACAACCUCAUCUCCAAGACCGAGAGGUUCUUGUCUCAGUCCGUGCCCAAGAGCUUGAAGGACUCGAUUCGGGCCUUGAGGUCGUGCGAGCGAGUGACACCGCUAGCGGAAUCGCUGGGAAUUCCCCAGCGAUGCGUGGAAGCCAUAGUCGCCAAGGCUUCCUCCGCCGAUCCGUCGCUAUUCGGCUGGCCUGUCGGCGACGGAGCCAAUCUGGGCCGGGUUUUAGCGAAUCAGGCACUUUGGAACGGGAUCGACACGAACAAUCGGAGGAAGAGAGAGACGAGAGGGAACAAUGUGGACUCGUGGCUCGAGGAUUUGUCACUGUUGAGCUUGGCUCUGUUCAAGCUCUUGAUCUCCGCCAUGAGAGAGGCCGAUUUGAGCUCCGAAAUCGUCGAGACCUGCUUGAUGCACUACGCGAAGCGAUACAUCCCAGGCGUCUCGCGAUCCAGCAGGAAGCCGCCAUUGCCGUCGUCCUCUUCUUCGGUACCUUCGGAGAGCGAACAGAGAGAGCUUCUGGAGACGAUAAUCACGAACCUGCCGCCGGAGAAGACGGCCUCGCGGUCUUCCGCGGCGGCGACGACGAGAUUUCUCUUCGGCCUCCUGCGUACGUCGAUCAUCCUGAACGCGUCGCAGGAUUGCCGCGCGUCGCUCCAGAGGAAGGUCGGCUUACAGCUCGAGGAAGCGACCCUCGACGACCUCCUGAUCCCGAGCUAUUCCUACCUCAACGAGACUCUCUACGACGUGGACUGCGUCGAGAGGAUCCUCGGCCACUUCCUGGACGCCGCCGGAGUCGACGGCCGCCCCGAGAGGUCGCCGGCUCUGAUGCUGGUCGGGAAGCUGAUCGACGGUUACCUCUCGGAGAUCGCCUCUGAUGCGAACCUGAAGCCAGAGAAGUUUUACAGCUUCGCGAUCUCGCUUCCCGAGCAGGCCAGGCUCUUUGACGACGGCCUUUACCGCGCCGUCGACGUUUACCUCAAGGCGCAUCCAUGGAUAUCGGAGGCGGAGCGAGAGAAGAUCUGCGGGCUGAUAGAUUGCCAGAAGCUAACGCUCGAGGCGUGCACACACGCCGCCCAGAACGAGCGGUUGCCACUGCGCGUGGUGGUGCAGGUUCUGUUCUUCGAACAGCUCCAGCUCCGCCACGCGAUCGCCGGGACGCUGCUCGCGGCGGAGACGGGGGCGGUGCUGGAGCCGGGCCGGCAGUCAGCAUUGAGACUCGGUGAUGAAGAAGACAGCGACGAAGGCGAGGAAGAGGACGCGGAGGUGGCGGAGCAGGAGGACCCGGUAGGAGAGAGGGCGGUGGCGGUAACGGCGGGGCAGGGGAGCGUGAGCGCGACGUGGAGGGCGGCGGUGAGGGAGAACCAGGUGCUGAGGCUGGACAUGGACAGCAUGCGGACGAGAGUCCACCAGCUGGAGAGGGAGUGCUCGACGAUGAGGAAGGCUAUCGAGAAGAUCGAUCAGGACGGCAGCGACGAUGGCAAUGGCGGCCGUGCCGAUGGAGGGUGGAGAGGGUCAUUGACGAGGAAGUUCGGGUGCAAGUUCAAGACCCAGGUGUGCGACUCGCACGAGCCAGCGGUGGUCGAUACGAGGAAGGGAAGGCACCGGCAUCGCCGCUAACAGACCUCGUCUACGCAACUACCUCCCCGACCACCGUAAUAGUCCGAUCAUCGUGAUUGGUGCAUCUUCGAGGCACGGAAAAUUGUAGCACGCACAUGUGAGCAUUAAAACCCGAUUUGUUACCGUAGAAAUUGGAUAUCAAUUUGUUCUUUCCAGAAUGCCACAUAACUCUAGGAGCAAACGAGAAAU
Molecule: messenger RNA, 2434 nt
Organism: Rhodamnia argentea
Lineage: Eukaryota; Viridiplantae; Streptophyta; Magnoliopsida; Myrtales; Myrtaceae
Product: BTB/POZ domain-containing protein At5g66560
Exons: 5
Coding region: 206-2245 (679 amino acids)
Molecular function (GO): protein binding
Source: RefSeq, a predicted model, not a curated record